Molecule: messenger RNA, 1155 nt
Organism: Micromonas pusilla CCMP1545
Lineage: Eukaryota; Viridiplantae; Chlorophyta; Mamiellophyceae; Mamiellales; Mamiellaceae
Exons: 2
Coding region: 1-1155 (384 amino acids)
Source: RefSeq, a predicted model, not a curated record
AUGGCGCAGAUCACGACGCGCCUCGUCGCCGUCGCGACGACCGCGUCGUCGCCGUCGCCGCCGACGCGUAAUCUCCGCGCGGCGUCCCCGCGCUCGUCCUCGACGACGACGAAGACGACGACGUCCCCUCGCGAGUACUGCGGUCUCUCGUCGAACCCAUCGCGCCUCCGUCCUCUCCGCCGCCGUCGCCGCGUCGCCGCGACGCCCUUCGCGCUCUUCGGCGUCGGCGCCGCGUCGAAGACCGCGCCGCCGUCCUCCUCGGAGAUCGUUCCCGGGCAGGGCGCGGGGUCGCCGAAGUGGCCGGAGAUCUACGACGCGAUCGCGUCGGACGCGCUCCGCGUGCGGACGAUCGAAGCGUCGGAUCUCCGCUCGUUCCUGGCGUCGCGCGAGGGCGCGCGCGCGACGCUCGUCGACGUGCGCCAGGCCAUCGAGCACGACGAGUGGCGGCUCGCGGGCUCGAUCAACGUCCCGUACGCGAUCCCCGAUCCGUUCUGGCCGCGCAGGGUCGUGGGGUACGCCAUCUCGAUCAAGGGCGGGCUGAAAGGCGCGUUCUAUACACUGAUCCCCGCCCUCGACGCCUUUCAACUCCCAAGUCUGACGCCUUUCAACUCCACCCCGAUAUCAUCGCUUCGUACGGAACGGCCCAAAGUUCGCAACCCGCGGUUCGUCGAGGACGUCGACGACGCCGUGUGCGGCGGCGACGCGAACCGUCGCGGCGAUAAGAAAGCGUGUGUCGUCCUCAUCGACACCAAGGGCGGCGACCUGACCAGAGGCCCGAUACGCGAGGGCAGCGGCACGCUCGACGCGUCCGACGCCAGCUGUCUUCGCGCGGCGUACGAGCUGCGGCAAGCCGGGUACGCGGACGUGCGACACGUCCGCGGCGGGCUCCCUGGCGCGAUCGAGGACGGCGAAUUGCGUUGGGAGAGCGAAACGUGGGGGGACUUUCUUAGGUGGCUGGAUACGUGGAACCCGGACCAGCGGCGGUUGCUGAUGUACUCGCGGCUGCUGCCGGAUCCGACGAAUCUUCCGGGGGUCGUCGGCCAGCUGGCGGUGUUUACGACGAUAGGGCUGGCGUACUACGACGUCGGCGGGAUCGGGACGUGGGCGGCGGCGAACGUCCCGGCGGCGUGCAGCUUCCUCCCGGUGUGCUCGUGA